AUAUGACCGACUACUAUCAGCUUAUGUCAUCAAUUCCCUGAUUACCCAAUAUUUCCUCAAAAGGGCAAAAUCGUCACUUAAAUAAACAUGUGAAGCCUAUAGUUUGUCGUAGUCAUCAAUGUAAUUAUGGUGAAAUCCGUGGCUAUUUUUAAAGUUCGACAUGCAUAAAAUGGCCCUCUGAAACCCCAUUUGAAAUCAUCCUCACUGAAAAAUGCAGAGAAGUUCAAGAAUGGGAAGCGUCGGCGUAUUGCUGGCGCUGUUUUGUGUGGUUACCAGCCACCUUGCCUCAGCCUUUACUGACGGAUUACUAGGCAAUGGCAACUUUGAAAAGGCACCUAAGUCGUCGGACAUGAAAGGAACUGUAGUGCUAAAAUCCAAUGCAAUACCAGAAUGGGAAAUUUCUGGCUUUGUUGAGUACAUAAAGGCAGGGCAAAAGCAAGGUGACAUGCUGCUAGUGGUUCCUGAGGGCUAUGCUGCAGUUAGGCUAGGAAACGAGGCGUCGAUAAAGCAAAAAUUAAAUGUUACGCCAGGAAUGUACUAUUCGUUGACGUUUUCUGCUGCCCGUACGUGUGCACAGGACGAGAAGCUGAAUGUGUCCGUGGCACCAGAUUCUGAUGUGCUACCAAUUCAAACAGUGUAUAAUAGUGAAGGUUGGGACUUGUAUGCUUGGGCAUUUCGAGCAUCCUAUAGCGUGGCUGUGAUAAUACUCCAUAAUCCAGGAGUCGAGGAAGAUCCAGCGUGUGGACCACUGAUUGAUUCAAUUGCCAUUCGAGCUCUUUAUCCUCCUAAAGCAACUAACAAAAACCUAUUGAAAAAUGCAGACUUCGAAGAAGGUCCUUAUUUAUUGCCUAACACAAGUUGGGGAGUCCUUAUCCCACCUAACAUCGAGGAUGAUAACUCUCCUUUACCGGCCUGGACUGUUGAAUCUCUCAAAGCUAUCAAAUACAUCGAUUCUGAUCAUUUCUCGGUACCACAAGGCAAACGAGCAAUCGAACUCGUUGGUGGAAGGGAAAGUGCCAUUGCACAAGUGGCACGGACCAUUGUUGGGAAAACAUAUGAACUCACAUUUGCCAUAGGAGAUGCUAGCAACUCUUGUGAAGGAUCCAUGAUUGUUGAAGCAUUUGCCGGCAGUUACACAAUUAAGGUUCCUUAUGAAUCCAAAGGAAAAGGCGGGUAUAAACGUGCUGUGCUUCGUUUUAAAGCUGUUGAUAUUAGAACCCGUGUCAUGUUCUUUAGCACUUACUACCAUACAAGCAGCAAAGAUUUUGCUUCGCUUUGUGGCCCUGUCGUCGAUGAUGUGAAGCUGCUGAGCGUUCGUAAUCCACGGAGACUUGUGUGAUUGAACUAAACUUAAUGGCCUAAAUCUUUGAUCUAUACUAGAAUAUUUUUGGCUGUGAGGAAAAGAGUGAUGUUUGAUUGUACUUGCAAUUUACUAUUAGCAAUACUUCCAUACAAUUUCAGUAUUAUAAUAUAUAUACAGAUGAGUGUGACUAUUGUUGAAUGAUUUUGCAGCAUAAUAAACUAAAAAGAAAGUAAUUGGGAUGUUAA
Olea europaea var. sylvestris is the source of this 1548-nucleotide messenger RNA. RefSeq lists its product as uncharacterized. Lineage: Eukaryota; Viridiplantae; Streptophyta; Magnoliopsida; Lamiales; Oleaceae. The transcript has 4 exons. The record is from RefSeq and is a predicted model, not a curated record. Bases 212 to 1339 code for a protein of 375 amino acids.